GAGGACAUUGUUUUAGACCAGUUAUUGAUCAACUGAGUUCCUACAUUUAGGAGCAAACCAGAUCCAUCUGAAUGCCUGAGCUUGAGUUUAGACCAAAACCGUGGAAUCAACCAAAUUGUCAUUGGCAGCCUGUAAUGAUGUCCGCUUUUCAGAAGCCCCCACAGAAGGGUCGUACUAGUAUUCACCGGGAGAAGAUCAAGUCCACUUCAAAUCCCAUGGAACCUACGGUUAGCUACAGACAGGCUAUCAAUCUCCUUCUAGGGGACCAGAUAAGUAAUCUAGAGAAACACACGGAUAGGGGGAUAGACUAUGUGGACAGGUUUGGCAGUUUUGUCAAGGAGAGACAGAAAAUCGAGAUUGAAUAUGCAAGCCAACUCAAGAAGCUACACAAGAACUACUUACCGAAGAAGAAAGAGGAGGAAGAUUACAAAAGGUACACGGCUCUUCACGCAUUCAGACAGAUCCUCUCUGAAGUGAACAGUAUCGCCAACCAGCACGAGCUGAUUGGAGAGUACUUGGUUACCAAUGUCCUGAAGGAGGUCCAAGCACUCAUCUCAGAGCUGAGGUCGGAGCGCAAGAAACAUCUACAGGAGUUCAAGCAAGAUGAUAACAACCUCGAGAAGUCCAUCCGCAAGAUGGAAGGGACGAAGAGUACCUAUAAACACAGUCAUGAAGCAUGGAUGACCUCCAAAAUGAACUUUGAGAAAGCUAACGAGGAUAUGAACCAAACCAAGGCACAAGUGGAGAAGUAUCGAGCCACGAUGAACGGCAAGAACUCUCAGAAGUGUGAAUGUAAAGACAACUACAUCCUGCAGCUUGACAACACAAACAAGGAGCAGAGAGAUUUCUACUACACAAAAAUACCACAAAUAUUCAAUAAAAUCCAAGAAAUGGAUGAGAGGAGGAACCAGCGUCUUGGAGAGUUCUACACAUCUUACGCGGAAGGUCAUCGGCAGGUCAUCCCCCUGAUCCAAAACUGUCUGGACACUAUGACCAGUGAGGCAGAGAAGGUCGAUCCGUCCAAAGACUCCAGACAGACGAUAGACAGGUACAAAACAGGGCUUGUCCCGCCCGAUGACAUCCAAAUGAUCGACUUUGAUGAGUUACAGCGAAAAGAAUCCAAUGUAGACACUGUCUCGAUGCACAGCCUCCAGAGCCUCAAGGACGUGGAUAAGAACGGGACGCUCAGCUCCAUCGCGAUGCGCAAACGCAGAGCCAAAGGGACUAUAUUUGGCAUGUUUGGGAAGAAGGGCCUCGGGCGUGAGGAGGAUAAGGACGGCUCGCGCGCCUCGACCAGCAUCAAGAUGAAAAUCCCACACACACCAUCCUUUAGACGCAAGAGACCACUGUCGUUUUUUCAGGAGGAGCCCAAGGAGGAUUUCAGUCACUUGCCACCCAACCAGCAGUCAAAAAAACUGAAGGAGAAGCUGGAUGAUCUCAACAAUCUCAUAGAGUCAGAAGUCAAAUCAAAAGAGGGGCUCCAGAGAAUGAGAGAGGUUUACACAAAGAACCCAACUUUAGGUGACCCGGCCAGUGUAGACCGGCAGCUGGCAGAGAUAGGCAAGAAAAUGGACGUUCUGAGAAUGGACCUUAAUAAAUAUCAGAAAUUCAUGGGGCACUCACCAUACAAAAAUAACUCUCUUCCAAGUGGCUGCGAGCUGACACCUACAGAUACAGAUAAUGAUAACGAGCAAAACGAAGAUACUAGCGAACCAAAGGGGCAUCGGCAAAGCGUUCUGGCCGAAAUUAAGAACUACUUAGCUCAUGCUGAGGGGAGGCCCAUCACCACCACCCCCCAGGGCACACCCCAGAGCACACCACAGGGCACACCCCAGCAGCCAUCCAAGACGCACGACCAUGGCCGGGAGUCGGAGACGGAGAGGCUCCCCCCAAGCGGGGCUGAGACACCCCAGACUAUCACCGAGCACGACGGACAGAACUCAUCUGGAGAGCCACUCAGUAGCCCUGGUUGGGGAGGACAAAACAGCUUUGAUGAUCAAGAUCGAGAAGAGCCGAUUGGAAAAUGUCGAGCUAUCUAUGAAUUCACAACUGAUGAUGAAAACCUACUAUGCCUGGGGAAGGGAGAAGAGGUGGAGCUGAUAGAGAAAGAUAGCGGUGAUGGCUGGACAAGGGUUCGUCGCGGAGAGGAUGAAGGCUACGUACCUACUACUUACAUCGAGUACAUGUAACACGCGUAUAAAAUGGCUAUGUGGGACUGAGCUGAGAACAUGAAUGGUUUUGUGUAGCACGCUGUGCAACACAACACGUUGGACUGAACAUAGAACUUGAAUUGUACAUCUUCCUUUAGUUUGAAGAAGAAGAUACUUUGAAGCAAGCAGGAGAGUUGGAAUGCAGACCAGAUAUGUGAUCUUGAAACGGGGAAUAAGUGAGCUUCGGCGACAGAAGGAAAUGUUUUAAACAAUGACAUACCAGCCAGGGUGCAUUUUCUUGCAAUGUGUCAGCCAUGUUGGAUAGACACAGUCUGUGUUUGGCAUGAAGCACUCAUGGCAACACUACAACAUGAGAUUAGCAUUGGAGAGGUUCUGAGAGUGAUAGUGUGGAAAUGUCUUGCUGAAGUCACAAAUAUGGAUCAAAAUGAAUGACUGGAUGCAUGUACCAUUUUUUUUUAUAAAAUAAAACAAAAUUGUGGCGCUUUAACCCAGUCACGCUGCAAGAAACUGAGUAAUGCAUUUUAUAUGUAAAUGAUAAGCACACGCUGAUAUUAGUGUUCCCUUAUAAUGAAAACAGCAUUGUGUUGGGGAAAUUUUGUAAAUGUACGUAGUAGAAUUAGACACUCACUUUCUGAUCAGUAACAUGCAUUGAAUAGAGGUAGAUUGGGUUGGUAUUAAGCUACAUGGUUAGACCGCUUCAGUCGUAUCUGAAGAAUACAAUGCUUUUGAUCUGACCUUCAUAGCAAGGUCACCUGUAUAUACUGGCCACCAUUUACUUCUGCUUCUUUAGAUGUGGAAAAUAUUCUAAAGACCAGGGGGGCAUUUCACAAAACUUGUUCUCAGUGACAAAUGACAGUUUUUGUUUUAAGCUAGUGAAAUCCUUGCUUCUGAUUGGUUAUCAACAGAUUUGUCACUGAUUUUUGUCAUUUGUCAUUGAAAGAAGGCUUUGUGAAACAGGUCCAAGCUGGUAGCAGAGAUCACUUUGUUGGUCAUAUCAUUAUCGGGCAUUUGCACGUAGGUACACACAAUUUCUUAAGUUGAUAGGACUAAGGCUGCUCAUACAUCAACGAUAAUGGUAAUGAUAAUGGAUUUUGUAGUUUUAGUUACAUGUACAACUAUUGGUGAUAAGUAAGUGAUAAGUUACCAGUCUUCAACAGGAGUUGUGACGUGGCAUGAACAACAAUGUUGACCAGAACGUCACAUGAAGCUUUAUCUCUUAUGGACCUAGUCAGUAUUGCUUUCAAUUCCCUAACCUUAGGCCUGUAUUCUACUAAAACUACUUGGAUUUAAACCUGAUCCUGGGUUCAGGCUUUUGUUCAAAACUGGGUUCAACAAUGAAAGUUUCCUGGGGUCUAAGUUUUCCUUUUUGGUAAAUGUGAGAUUAGACCCAGAGUUGGGUUUAACAGAAAUGAGCCCAGUUCAGAAACACAACAGUAAAGUGUUUUUUUUAAUGAUGAUGUAAUCUGUAAUGUGCUUCACGUUUCAUAUCACUUAUAACACAGAGCUACAUAUGAGUGAAUAUGCAAAGGACCUUUGUUGCACACAGUUGCCAUUUAUUACUUGAAAUAAAAAAUGAGGGUUGAAAAACAAAAGAAUUUAGGUGGUUUACCAUGUUCUUUCUGAGUGAGCCUUUAGUAGAAUACAGACCUAUGUAUUCAGGGUUAUUGAAACAUAAGCUUUGAAGCAUUGGAUACGAUUUAUUAUCUAAUACAACAUUAAACCGCCAGCCAGAUACUAGAUUAGGUGUAUGUUAUACAUACGCUCAAUUCACUUGGCACUUUAGAAAAUAGAUAAUUCACAGAAGCCUGACACUUAAAAUUGUAAUGGAUGUGAGGAUUUUUUUAACAAGGAGCACCACUGUAUAAAUAAAUUUAUUUAAUCAUUUCAUUGAUUGUAGACUGAGCCAGAUCCUUAUUUAAACAUCCAGAUUACAGUGCCGUCACUAGCACUGUUUAUUGCCAGUAUACUCAAAAGUUGUGUAUCCUUUGAUAUGAGUGUAAGUGUCUUUCAUUUUAUGUGUUUUAUUGCAAUUAUUAGGACAUCAGAUUCAGUCAAAAAAAUGUAUAAUGUGAACAAAGUCUUUUAAAUAGUUAUUUGAUUGUUUUGUGUGUUUUUUUAUGCUGAUGUUGAAAGAAAUAUUACGAAGCAGCUUUGAUACACAUCAAAGCGAUUUGCCCCAUACCACAAGAACUGUGCACCAGAAUUUUUUUUUAAUUGUUAUUACUCAAUCGGUAAUUGUUUGCAAACAACACAAAGAUCUUGCCAGUGUGUUUUACUAUCUCUUCAUAUAGCCCAGUUACAGACACGAUCAAAGUAUUUUAAGACUUGUGCACUUUACUUCUUCAUUUCAAGUUUUUUAAUUUGAGACUUAGCAUAAUCUGUGAAUUAUGAAAUAAAUGAUCUGUGAGGUAUGCUUUUAUUCUCUACUUUUUUUUCCAGUUGACAUUUUGCGAUAAUAUUAAGAGUCCUGGAUGAAAUGCACAUUUGAGCAGGAUGGUUGAAUCUUGCUAACAUCUUAAGCAAGGAGAUGGAAUUAGAAAUAUAUUUAAUUCACACAUUGUCAAAUAAUGUGAAUGUAGACUCUAGGGCAAAUUUUAAUUGAAAAUGAAUAUGUUGAUUGUGGUAUAGUAAGUAAUCUAAUAUUCAUUUGCAUUUGUUACUGCAUUUACAAUUUCACGAAUCCUAUAGAAUAAGUACAUUACAUAAAAACUAACAACCAUAUAUAUUUUAUUUGUUGUUAGGAAAGAUGUUCACCACCAAUAUAAAUUGUAAUUUAUAUAAUAUAUAUAUUAUGUAUCAUUCCUCUUGUACAAUAUUCUGUAUGUUAUUCUACGUCCACAUUCAAAAGAGUAAGAAAUUAAUGAUCAGCGCACCAUCCUAGAGACAUGGACACCCAGUGUAUAAUGUUCAUUUACAUCUCACAGUUUGCAAAAGUAUGAAAAACUAAGCAUUUUUGGAGAAAAAAUUACUUAGUGGUCAUACCUUUUUUACUCACAAGUUGAUUUUAUUCACAAGUUCGAAAUCAUCAUUAGUUUUUCCAAGUAACUUCAAUAUAAUCUAUAUCUCUCUUUCUUAAGUUGUUCUAUUGAAUAAUUUAUUGCACCGUCAUGGCAUUUUCCUUAUUUUUCUAUAUGGCCAGUAGUUGGUAGAGUCCUCGCUGUAGAUUAAGUGAGGUUGUUUUUUUACAGAUGCUAUUAACUAAUCCAAUUGUAAUUAGACUUUACUAUCUGUUUCUUACGUUAAUUAAGAUGAAUAUUUCCUUGGUAUAAGCAUCCCCUGGUCUUCCAUAAGAAUUGAUUUGUCAUUCCUCCCAAACUGAGAGAUUUGCUUUGAAGUGCAUGAAUUUGUGCGUUGUUGGCCCUAUUAGUACCUAGAUAAUAUUACAUACAUGUACAUACACUUGGGGUCUGCAACAUGUACAGUAUCAUUUAUUUCAAUAAUGGAGGUAUAAGUACUGCAAAUUUAGCUGUGUAUUUGCCUGGAUUAAUUUCCAAAACAGGAAUUUGAAGUUGCAAUUUUGUAGUGUAUACUGCAGAAGGAGGGCACCGCAGACAUAUCAAAGAUGUUGUCAAAAAUGAAGUCCCAUACCGAUUCAAAGUGAGACUUUUUAUCAUAGGAUAUCAUGCAUUACCUUUGACAGCUUCAUGGAAUUCAUGGAUUCAUUGUCUUAAUGGCAGGAUCUAUUAUACAUCAUGAUAUGCUAGAUGAAAACAAAAAUCAGAAAAGGGGGUACAUGUAUUUUCUUAAGCAAAGAAACAGGUAGUGUAUCUUGUAAAUUUCUCCCGGUUUAUCCAUUGCCCAGAAAUCUACUACAUAAUAACAAGAAAAAGAAUGUGCUUGCAUUAGGUUCAUACUUCUACUUUUGUUGUUAUUCUUUAAGUAGAUUGUAUAUGCUGAGGAUAGGUGUGUAUGAAAAUAGGAUGACUAUAAUUAUGUAUCAAGUGAUACAUACUUUGUAAUGGUUAACACAAUAUAUAUUAUGGAACAUCACCCUGCACAGUUGGCAAUGUUAAAUCUUGCUACAUUUUUUCUCUUAUUAUGGUGAGUAUACAGAUGUAUAGAUACUGAUAAAUCAUUGGAUAUACACAAAUUGUUUAACAAGGUUUAUCUAACAAAUUUUGAACAAUGGCAUCGUGGUUGAUUUUCUUUUUUACAGCUUUUUUCUUAUAUGUUGAAACGCAUCGGUUUUGUGUGUUUAAAUGUGCAAAUAUAUUUGUUGUUUCGACUUGUUUGUCUGUUUUAUCAUAUCAACAAUUCUCUUUUGUUUGUGAACGAUGGUAUGUGAAGAUUUUUUAUUGAUAUUCCAGCCCCAGAUACAUGUAAUAUUACAUUAUUCUUAUUUUAAUGAUUUUGUAUACCUUGUGCAUAUUCCACUUAUAUUAAGGGAGAAAUAGCACAUGUUUAUUUCCAGAGCCUUAAGGUCUGGAGUCUUAUUAAGGGAGGGGCGUUUGAUAAAUUUUCUCUGCUGUGAUAGCAUACUUUAAAAAAAAAAUUAGUAGAUAUGUGAUAGGAGAUUAAUAAGAUCUGGGAGAUGAAGUAAGAUGAACAUUCUCUAAUGUUGAAUGAAGGUUAUUAUUAAUUAUCCCCAUAUAUUCCAGAAUAUAUCAAUUUUAAAUGUUUAAAAAUCAGACCAUAAACCACCACUUUUUUGUUCGUGAAGAAUAUAUAAUUAUAUAUCUGAUGUCAUAUAUGUUUUCAAAAUCUUUCUAAAAUUAUAAUGUAUACUAUAGAUGUAUUAUGUAACAACAGGUCAUUUAUCAUGGAUAAUCUUAUAUUUAUUGUGUUUUGCAAUGAUCGUUGCUACACGCAAGUGGGGAUUUUCUUGUUAAGGGCCAACUUUCUGAACUGAUUACCCCCACCCCUUCUCUCCCCACCCCCUAUUGUAGCUUUAGUAUAUUUGUUGUAUGUAGCUGGAUGCAAGCAUGGUGAGCUGUAUCACAUACUAUGUACAAUUAUCUGUUGGAAAAACAAAACGACCGAUUAAUGCAACAGGUACUUGUUAAUAAAUGUAAUCCUUAUUUUACAUCAAACCAGUAA
Molecule: messenger RNA, 7208 nt
Organism: Strongylocentrotus purpuratus (purple sea urchin)
Lineage: Eukaryota; Metazoa; Echinodermata; Echinoidea; Camarodonta; Strongylocentrotidae
Product: formin-binding protein 1
Exons: 18
Coding region: 72-2189 (705 amino acids)
Biological process (GO): signal transduction
Molecular function (GO): protein binding
Source: RefSeq, a predicted model, not a curated record